AUGGCUUACAUGAUUUUCCUUGGCUUUGAUUUUACUUGCUCGCUCCGCGCCUUCUCCAGGGCAGGGCAACGGCACAGCAAGGCAGCAAACACAGCAGACACAGUAGGCACAGCACUUCAGUCGCACAGUGUCGGGGUGGGUCCGGCCAUUCGUUUUGAUGCCGGGGCCUGUGAUCGGUGCAAAAGUGGUGGAGUGCAGCGUGCUGGUGCUUCUUUCGCCGGCUCCGUCAUGGCCUUUGUCGGAGCUGGGUUCGUCGCUGUCAUCCUCUUCUCGCCGAGGUCCGUGUCGAGCUUGGGGCUUCGGGGGGCCGUCCUGGUCACGACUUCGCUUCGGGAGGCGCAGACGCUGUGUUUUCAACUUUCCGGUCGGCCGCUCCCGCCACAAGUGAGGUGCCACAACCUGCUGGAAACGAGAUCUGCCUCUCUCCACCAGGCGACUUUCCCGGACAAGAAGGUGGCCAAUCGAGCGAUUGUCGAGACCAGCAAGGCCGCUCUGGAAAGGGCACCGAUGCGUGCAUGGCCAUUUGGGCCUACCCCUACUUCGGCUAGACCGUGGUUGUGGCGACAGCUGGGCGCACUACGCAAUAACGUAGUCUUUCUCACGCUUGCCCUUGCCGCGCUCACGUACGCCCUGAAUUACGGCAACUCGCCGCAGGGUAGGGUGCGGCGGGCAGCGAAGACCAUGAUGAAGCCUUUCCCACCCGAAUUGGCGAAGGAUCGGGUGGUGGAACGAGAUGUUGUUGGCAGCAUCACAGAGCGAAUCGAGAACUGGACGGGCCAUGCUACGGUCAUUGCGGGGCGAUUUGGUUCCGGGAAGACCGUGGCCCUCGAAGCCGCCCUGCGCGACAGGCGGGGCGUCUACGUCCACACCGUUAAGGACAAGGAUUGGGAGAAUUCGCUCUACCGUGAUCUGGGCCUGGACAACAUGGGCAUGUUGAAGGAAGCCCUGCGCCUGGUCAGAAAGCGGAACCAGGGGUCAACCCCCAUCCUCGUAUUGGACAUUCCUCGAACAACGAAGGAAGGCAUGGAUACGGUUUCCACCUUCGCCAAGACUCUGUCGUCAGACAGUUCGCUGGCCCACGUGAUCGUGUGUGCCUCCUCGGUCGCGAUGGCCCUCACCUUCGAUGCCGGUGGAGAGGAGCGACAGGAAAACUUUUGGGUAGGCGACUUGACCAAGGACGAGGCCCAGAAAUUGCUGGGGCUCCACGGGCAGGAGGAUAGAAAGGACGAAUUCCUUGAUGCUUGCGGCUACCGCGCGAUGGAUCUGGCAAGCACCUGCGAGCGCUACGCCAAGGUUGGGGCGCAGGCCCUCAAGGCCAAGAAGGCCGACAUGAAGAAGAAUGCCUACAACGAUGUGGAGAUUUUUUUGAGGGAUUGCAAGUUCCAGACGGUAGAUGGCAUCACGACGGCUGGCAAAAACAUCUUGAAUGCACUGCUGUCCCAAAAGAGUGCGGGCGGUCCUUCUGUUGGCGAGUUCGCAGGCGGUAGUGGUGUGUUGGCCCGGGAUGUUGCGAUGUGGAUGCGCGAGAAAGGUCGUCACCCCGUGAUCUGGCACACAAAGGACCGGGAGUACCAAUUCGCAUCGGAGCUGCACGCGAAUGCAGCAACCGAGAUUUUGAAGCGCACCUCCCAGUCGACGCCACGACUGUCUGGAAAGAAGGGCGUGACGUUGAGCGCAGUCUUGAGAGAGUUUCUGUAA
Messenger RNA from Symbiodinium sp. CCMP2592, 1698 nucleotides. Lineage: Eukaryota; Dinophyceae; Suessiales; Symbiodiniaceae. The record is from the annotation of a GenBank genome assembly.